This is a messenger RNA of Lingula anatina, 1770 nucleotides long. RefSeq names its product acid-sensing ion channel 1-like. NCBI's taxonomy places the organism in Eukaryota, Metazoa, Brachiopoda, Lingulata, Lingulida, Lingulidae. Gene Ontology annotation, cellular component: plasma membrane. Gene Ontology annotation, biological process: sodium ion transmembrane transport. Gene Ontology annotation, molecular function: ligand-gated sodium channel activity. The record is from RefSeq and is a predicted model, not a curated record.
AUGAAUUCGGUUGGCGUACAUCCCUCAGAAAAAGCGUUCAACAGGGCAGAUGAACUCAAUUGCAAAAGCUACCGCAGCGGUUAUGACGAAACCUUACAAGAAACUACGGUGCAAAUAGAAAUGACAACUUUUGCAAACGAAGUCAGUAUUCUAGGAUUAAAACAGUCCGUCAACCCCAAAUAUUCCCAUUUCAGACGCACGCUAUGGCUGUGUUUCGUCUUGGCAGGGUUUGGAUUCUUGCUUUACCAUCUUUGGCACAGGAUUGCUUACUUUCUAAGCAACCCUGUAACAGUGAAGAUAGAUGUUGUGGCAAACGAUACAUUGGUUUUUCCCGCGAUAACCAUUUGUAUCAACAGUCCUCUGAAGAUGAGCAGUUUAGUUGCCAAUAACGAGAGUUAUAUAGGAAAAUAUUUUGGCACUUUCGAGGACCCGCAAGAUUUAUCUUCCUACAAUUUGGGACGUAUUAACUGGACUGAAUUUAUGAUUCGCAAUGGGUAUGACAAACGUGACAUCUUUUUAGACGUGAAAUGGAAACUAAAAGAUGUCCGCUUAGCUGACAUCAGGCCUGUGUUCACCAGUCUUGGUUUAUGUUAUCAGAUCAACUCAGAUGAUUCAAUGUUUAAUAAGAAGAAAGCGGUUGCCAUUGAACCAAGAUACACCAUUAUGAGCCAUAACCUCACCAUGAGGCGGUGCGGUUGUCGUUUAGUUUACUACCCACAUGUCCCGGGUUACAGAGAGUGUUCCCCUCAAGACGUAUUCCAAUGUGUCUUCAAUCUCACGAGGCAGAAGACACGGUUUAUCCGCCAGUGUGACUGCAGUGUAGAGUGUGAGAGUUACAGAUUCGAAUACACUCUUUCCAGUUCAUUUAUAGCAAAUUCGUCAAUGCAGCUCUUACAGCAUCUUUUGAACAUCACAAAGGAAGAGGUGGAGAAAGACAUUGUCGCCACGAAAAUCUUCUACGCAGAUAUGACGUACGAGGAACUUGAACAACAGGAAGCUUACAGUGACAGCCAUCUACAUGUAGAUGCAGAAGGCAUGUACGGUGGACUCCGUCUCAGCAUUCUAGUUUCGCGGAAAGAAUACGUGAAACACUCAUACCUGGCUGGGUUGUCGCUGAAUCUCCAUAACCCAGAGGACCGUCCAGACGGUAAUACAGGGAUUCUCAUCCCCCCCGGGGGGUUUACUAAUAUCGCCCUUAAACUUAAGCAUUUGGUGAAUCUUCCGCCUCCUCACGGGAAAUGUGGUGAGAGACCUCUGGCUUACUACAAGAAGUACAGUAAAACAAACUGUCAGACAGAGUGCCUGCACAACCUCACCUUAACGCGUUGCAAUUGCCGUCUAACAUUCUACCCGUAUGUUCCCGGGUUCAGAGAUUGUUCCCCAAAAGACCGAAAACUCUGUGUGGACCCACUGACCUUCCUGAACAGAUCACAGCUUCACCGUCAAUGUGGCUGUAAAGUUGCGUGUGAGACGUUCAAGUAUGAAACCAGUUCAACCUAUACUAAACUAUCGGAGAGCACUUUUGAAAAUGUCCAGGAAUGGAACAUGUUACAAGAGAGGCUGGAGGAUUUUAUCGGUGUGCUCAUAUUCUAUCCUGAUAUGUCAUACGAGGAGGUAGUACAACAGGAGGCCUACAGCACGUUGGCACUACUGGCGGACAUCGGCGGUGCCCUUGGCCUCGUUUUGGGCAGCACGCUGAUGACCUUGGCCGAAAUUUUGGAUUUCUUUUUUGGGUUAUGUGUUUGGAAGGCUUUGGGUGUUAGAAUCUGA